AUGCUGUUUAAGAACAUUGUGAUCCUUCUUGCAGCGGUAGCCGCGGCGGCUCCUUUGGAAGCCCGUGAAGCUCAGCCAGAGACCGUCGCCAACACGCAGGACUAUUUGAUCAUUUUCAGAAAGGGAUUCGACACGCCUGACCGACUAGUCCGUGCCCUGUCCAACAACCUCAAGUCUUUGGGCGCCAAAAUCAACUUCGAGUACCACACGGUCAUUAAAGGUUUUGCUGUUUCCAUGCCCAAAUCCCUUGUGGACGAGGUGGUUGCCCUCAGUGACUCAGAGUUCCCCUUCGUGGUCGAGGAGGAUAAGGAGGCGCGUCCGUUGAUCUGA
This is a messenger RNA of Wickerhamiella sorbophila, 330 nucleotides long. RefSeq lists its product as hypothetical. The coding region runs from base 1 to 330 and encodes 109 amino acids. Lineage: Eukaryota; Fungi; Ascomycota; Dipodascomycetes; Dipodascales; Trichomonascaceae. The record is from RefSeq and is a predicted model, not a curated record. The transcript has a single exon.